AAGAAAGAGGCCAGCUCUUCUUUCUGUAAUCAAAUAGAAAGUAGUAAUUUCUGUAAUCAAAUAGAAAGUAGUAAUUUCUGUAAUCAAAUAGAAAGUAGUAAUUUCUGUAAUCAAGUAGAAAGUAGUAAAAGGGAGUUUAGAAGCUCAAGAAGAGUUCAGCGAUGGAGUGUAGAGAAGACAGUCCAGAAGCACAGGAAGCAAAAUCUGAAAAGUUUAACUGUCCACAGCUGAGUCAAACUCCAAGGAAGAAGAAGAAGAACAAGCUGAAGAACAAGAGGAGGUUUAGUGAUGAGCAGAUCAGGUCACUGGAAUCUAUUUUUGAAUCAGAAACAAAGCUUGAACCAAGGAAGAAGCUGCAAGUGGCAAGAGAGCUUGGGCUGCAGCCUCGCCAAGUAGCUAUAUGGUUUCAGAACAAGAGAGCUAGAUGGAAGUCGAAACAGAUGGAGAAAGAAUACAGGAUUCUGAGAGCUAAUUAUGACAGCUUAGCAUCACGGUUCGAGUCCUUGAAGAAAGAGAAACAGUCCUUACUUGUACAGUUGCAGAAGCUGAGUGAACUUCUGGUAAAACCAGAUGUAAAUAAAAACAGCAAGGAUUUGGAAGGAAGCAGCAGAGAUGGUCGUUUAGAAAAUGGAGAUGAAGACAGCAAGGCUGAAGCAAAACUAGGUAUCCUGCAUGUAGGACUGGAGAAAAAGGGAUCGCUUGGCUCAAAAAUUGAAAAUGUUAAAGAUAUUGAUCAUGAAGGACAUGAAGCACAAGAACUUCGAAACAUGGAUGAAUAUGCAGAUGGUUCCUUAGUAUUACCCGAAAAAUGGUAUGGUUUUGAUGCAGGUAGCAUAAAUGAUCAGUCAUAUAACAGCUCAAACUGGUUGAACUUCUGGACUUAAGAAGCCAAACCUACAAAAAUGUUGGAUUUCUGUUGCAAGAUUGAUUCCCUAAGUGUUGAUCAUCGCAUACCUUUAAUGUGAGCUUGUAAGAAUCAAUAAUAUGAAGUGGAAAGGCACCAUCACUUCUAGCAAUGCCGAUUGAGAGCCACCAAAUUGAAGCUUGAUUAAUAUGAUGAACACCUGGAAAGAAAAUGGGCAAAGCACAGAAAUUGGCAUAUGGUAAUCAUCAAAAGAACAUAGGAACAAGCAAGAGCAAGCAUCAUCUUAGCCUAUAUCUGUGUGUUUUUUGCAAGAAUAUCACCCUGUAUAGCAUGUUCAAGAUACUAGACAUUUGAAAUCAGUUCACAUGUUCUAAUUUACUUGACUAACAACUGAGUCCCUUUCUUUUGCUUUAUGAAUUAUGGUUAUAAUACAUCCUUACCUCUAUA
Rubroshorea leprosula is the source of this 1312-nucleotide messenger RNA. The record is from the annotation of a GenBank genome assembly. Lineage: Eukaryota; Viridiplantae; Streptophyta; Magnoliopsida; Malvales; Dipterocarpaceae.